CCUGUUGCCCUACCGAAGAUUGCUUCAUCAUACCCAACUUAUGACGGUGAAAGCGUUAUCGCUUCCGGCUGGGGUCGUACCUCUGACACUUCGACCAGCGCUGCUUCUAAAUUGCAAUAUGUCACCAUGACUGUUAUCUCCAAUGCCCAGUGCAAGAAGUCCUAUGACGGUAUAUCAGCAAGCAAUAUAUGUACUGCCACAACCGGUGGUAUCUCCACCUGCAACGGUGACUCCGGCGGUCCAUUGGUAUUGGCAUCCAGUAAAGUACUAGUCGGUGUGACUUCAUUCAGCUCUGAUGAGGGUUGUUCUUUGGGUUACCCAGCAGCAUUUACCCGCCUUACUAGCUACUUGGACUGGAUUGAACAAGAAACCGGCAUUUCUGCUUAAAAAUUAACA
Bactrocera oleae (olive fruit fly) is the source of this 396-nucleotide messenger RNA. NCBI's taxonomy places the organism in Eukaryota, Metazoa, Arthropoda, Insecta, Diptera, Tephritidae. The record is from RefSeq and is a predicted model, not a curated record.